Molecule: messenger RNA, 4650 nt
Organism: Porites evermanni
Lineage: Eukaryota; Metazoa; Cnidaria; Anthozoa; Scleractinia; Poritidae
Source: the annotation of a GenBank genome assembly
UGCCAAAAUUGUUUACGAGUGCAGUCAGCAGAUAAAAAGUGCAGAAAGCGAAAGGCGAACAAGGAAAUCCUCAGUCCCUAUUGCAAUAAAAGAUUCCUGACCAAAGAGGAAGUUGAGUACCAACUAAAAAGGGAACAAAUGGCUAAACGAAACGCGGAAAAAAGAGAAGUUUUUUGGCGAGAGAAAUUUGAAAAUGAGGCCGUACUUAUUGAUGAGGAGGAUCAACAGGAUUUGCUUCAAAUGGCCGGUUCAGUAAAAGAAAAUAAUCUGCCUGAAAAUUUGCAAUGCUUGUGGCAGCAGCAACAAAAAAUCCUCAAAGCCAAGAGCAAGAACGGCUACCGAUGGCACCCAAAGUAAGUUCAAAUAACAGACUGCUCAAAUAAAUUACUUGAUAAUUGUGCCAAUAACAAAAUGAUUGAAUGUGAUUGCUUCUUUACAGCCCAUAUAUAUUUAUAUUUAAUUUUGCUACGAUUUGACCUGUCCGUUAAUACCAGGAGCAUGUAAUCGGACAGGUCAAUUCUGACAGUUGUAUGAAAAUCUAGUGGCAAAUGUCACUAGCUGAUAAAAAUUUAACUACAUAGCACAUGACAACCAAUCAAAAUCAAUGAAUAAAAUAGUGCCCCUUCAAGCUUUUCCGCUUAGACUGGAAAAUAAAAACUGAUUAAAGUAACUGGUAAUAAGACUUUGUGUCAUACAAUUCAUGACUGGAGUGUUGAUCAAUCCAAGCCAACUGAUUUACUUUACAGCUAAACUGCUCAUCUAUUCUGGAAGCUAAUCAUGGUGUCUAUUUUACUGACAACUUUCUUCAUUUUAUAGGAUCAUGCAGUUGUGUAUACAAUUAUAUUGUAAAAACCCUCAUGUGCUGGACCCUCUUCGCAACUUCAUCCGCUUGCCAAGUAAUCGAACAAUCAGGUUGGUUGAUAAAUGUUGAAAAAAAUUUCUGAUCAAAGAGAAACAGAUCAUCAAACUGGAGAGAAAAACUGAAAAAGAGAAAUACUGAAAAAGGAUGAAUGAAACUAAAAUCAAAUCUUACUACAGACUGUGUUAAAAAUUAAAACAAAGUAGAUCAGAGGAAUGAUGACAAUGUUGAGAAUUAUUGUAUCUUGCCUACCAAUAACCUAUUAAUAGUUAAUCUUUAAUAUAUUAACAACUUCCAUUUCUUCAAAUUAACUAAUAAUUAUAUAUUUGCAUACAGGUAUCACAAGAACAAACGAGAGCAAAAGCCAGGCUGGAACAGGGAGAUUGUUGAGUGGUGCAAACAGGCAGCAGAAGACAAAAAUUUGAAAGACUGUGACUACUGGGGUGGCCUUGUCAUUGACGAAAUGAAGGUUGAGGUAAGCAGGCUCAUUUAUAUGGUGAUGGUUAACUCAGAUUUGCAAUAACAAACAUGACUCUACAAACCCUGUUUCUUGUGAAAUUUUUGCCUAUCAUUAAUCAAAAAGGUGACUUUUUCAUAUUUUGACUGUCUCAACUCUCAUUAGAUGUGAUUUGAAAAAUUCUCACUACCAUCAAGCCUCGUCCCUCACUUGGCACCUUAACACACUGAUCUACACAAACACACACACACAUAAAACCUCCCUCUCAAAAAAGUACAGUAGCUUUGUAAACCUUUUAAGCAUAACAUAGAAAUACUCCUUUGAAUAUAUUAUAAACAAUCUGAAACAUGGUCUUAUCUGUUAUCCACCUCUAACAGGAAAAUCUGGAAAUGGUUGUGAAAGGAGGAAAGCACCGUCUUGUUGGUUAUGUUGAUCUUGGUCCCUUACAUGAUGAUAUGCGUGCCUUAGAAGGUAGACACUGUUGCCCAUGGCUUUUAUGGAAAACUAUUUGCACCCUUUGCAUGUUUUCUGAAAUUGAGUCAUCCAUUUUUAUUUUCAUUUCCCUACAAGUGAGUCACAUUUUUUGGUGCUUUGUAUUUCUCCCUUAAAUGUUAUUCUCCUGUGUCUGAAACUCAUUAUCAUACCAAAAAUAAAGAGAACAAGCUUGACAUAACAAGUUCUUAUAAACCUUGUGCAACAUUCUGCAUUUACAAUAAAUGGCAUUUACACAUAUUUAUAUAAUUUAUGUGUAUUACAUAUCAUUAGGUAAGAAGGAAUUCACACUGGCAUCCCAUGUCUUACAGUUCCUCUUUGUCAGCGACUGUGGUUUUAGAUUCCCAGUAGCACAAUUCCCAAGCCAUGACUGCACUCCCAGUGAUCUUUUCUUUCAGUUUUGGAAAGGUGUACGGAUGAUGAAAGAAUACUCUUUUACGUAAGUCAAAUAAAAUAAUAUUAAAACUAUAGUCAUUAGCUGCCCCUGAGUUACCUCAAAUGCAAAUAAAUUUGAAACUGUAAACACUGAUUUCUCACAAGUUAAAAAAAAUUUUUAAUCAAUCACAAAUCACUUGCAAAAUUACUGUCAAAAGCAGCACUGCUUUGUAUUGAUUUAUCAAUUACAAAAAAUUCAAGUAAUCUAUCCUUAUGUAUAUCUAAAAUCAGUCUAUGUAACUGUUUUGUACAAUGGCAUAACACUAAGCCAAGUUGCCCUCUGUCUUCAUGAAUCAAAAGGAUAUCCACAUUAUCUUGCGUAACACAGAAUACUGAAUAUUUGUUACUAAAAUUCUGAGUAAAGAAAUCCUUUAAAAAAAACAUUUGUUUUCUUCUGCUAACAGCAUUUACUGGACCAUUCUUGAUGGUGCUGAUGUGAAUAGGAAAUUCAUCCAAAUGCACUUCCCUGACUACGAACCAGUGGAAAAGAAAUUUGUGGCUUUCAACAUGCACACAGGCGGACCAAUGGUAUUCAUGGUGGAUUGCAAGGUAAAUUCUAAAUUAAGUGUCACAUAAAUUUCUGCUAAACCUACGGGAACAUUUUUCCUUACUAAACUAACAGGUGACCGGCAGUUACAGUUCAAAUGAUCUACACAAGGACAGCAUACCCCACACGACAACCCCAACCUACUUGGAAGGUCUCUUUUAAGUCUUUAAAUGUUUCACACUGUAAUUGAAUGCAACCACCUCCAAUUACACCCCCUCCCCCCUCCUGUACAUCAAUGAAACUUUUGGCACCUGACAUCAAAGGAUGUUUAAGACGAUGUUACGCUCCCAAACAGUAUUUCCAAUAUUAUUCCUAAAGUGGCAUACUGUCCUUUCUAUUAUACAUGAAGGGGAGGGGGCAGUAAUGUUGAACAUCAUUAAACAAUGUACAAUAAUCAUUAAUAUUUACAAUGUCUUCUGAGGGCAAUUCCCUCUAUGCCCUUUACACUUAAUGGCCCAUGUUCCCCCAAAUGGGCUUUGCACGCUUCUGUUUUUGGUUUGAAACGUUUCUUUUGUCAAAUUCAGUGUUUUGAUUGGGCAGAGUGUUUGCCUUUUUCUCACUUGACCUAAGCAUGAUUCCAUACACAAUGAAGACAGCAAUUUUCAAGUAAACGAAAUCAUUUUUCUGGAGAACAGGGCCUUCCACACCGCUCAGGUGAACAUAAGCCUUUAAAGUUGGAGCCUGUGAAAAUGCUCCUGCAGUAAUAUAAUUAUCCAAGUGUAUAACACAGUGUAGUAUUUGUUACUUACAAGCGUACAUGUAUACUGACUAACUGUUGAAUGAAUUUUUUUUUUUUUUUUUUUGCAGCAUAAUUUCAAAAAAAUAAGAAACAAUAUUGAAAAGAGUAACGAAGCAGGGAAGCCAAGAUGCCUAACAGUAGCUGGGAAAAGAAUCCUCUGGAAACAUCUUAUAGACGCAUACAAGUUUGACCAAUCAUUGACAUCUAUCCAUAUUCAUGAGAAGCUGAAAGAGGAACACUUUCAACUGGAUCCAGCACUACGAAUGCGCAAUCAUCUUGCAGAGGAUGUCCUGGACAAGAGGAUGCAUUUCCUAAUAAAAGUAAUAGAUACCUUUAAACAUUGCUACAUAACAGAUUUUAAGAAUACCUCACUAAUUUAUUUUAAAUAUUUGCAAAAGUUACUGCUAACCUAAUAGGGACCAUUGCCCUGUUAGUCAAAGGAAGGUAACUUAUUAACCUCUUGUAAACAAGGCUUUUAGAAAAUACAUGCUGCUGGCAAAAUUAAGCCAGAUGACCAUGGUAGAAAGUUACAUGUUCCACAUCUGGGGCAGUGCACUAGUGCACAUCAUCAAAAUAAGUGCACCUGCCAUUUUCUGACUUAAAGUGUUUAGUUGCUUAUUCUUUGUUUUGCCCCUUUGCAGGCCUACCAACGACAUUUGACAAAUAAUGGAAAGGAUGGCAGUGCACUUGAUGCAACAAUACAAAUGAUAGACCACACAAGUUUGGUAAUUGAAUUUUUUAGUACAAGUAGGGAAGCAGUUAUGAGUAAAGAUGAUUCAAGAAUAAGAAAUCUGGAUGGUUUCAUACAGUUCUUCUCUGAUUGGAAAGAGGAGGCAACACCUAAACAGUUCAUUUCCAGUAAGCUUUGGUUUGAUCUCCAAUCAAUGGUCCAUGGUUUUAAAUCAGUUGUAAAUAUCAAGUUGACAGAAUUCCCUAACUCUGUAAUCAGACAGUGGCUUGUUAAUCAAGAUGGAGUGGAGAACCACUUUUGUCAAACUAGGUCAUGCAAUGGUUCUAACAACAACCCAACAUACAGGUUGCAAGAAUCAUCACAGAACACUAUAAGAUUUGGACAAGAAGGAAUAAGCUCAAAGUGUAAUGCUGGUAUCUCCAGAACCUAG